CAGGCAGCCUGCAGACAGACAUCACCAGCUCUCCUCCCAACACCAGCCAGCCCCACGCCACCAUGUGCCACACCAGCUACUCCUCAGGCUGCCAGGCUGCCUGCGUGCCCAGCUCCUGCCAGCCAUCCUGCAGCACGUCCAGCCCCUGCCACACGUCCUACUUCACGUCCAGCCCCUGCCAGGCGACCUGCGUGCCCGUGAGUUACAGGCCAGCCAUACGCCUGCCAGUGACCUACAAGCCCACCCUGUGUGUGACUCCUUCCUGCCAGUCCUCUGUGUUCCAGCCCGUGAGCUACAGGCCGGCCUUGUAUGUCACCCCCUCCUGCCAGUCCUCAGGGUGCUACCAGCCCUCCCGCCCCACCCUGGUCUGCAGACCUGUCUCCUGUAGCACCCCUUCCUGCUUGUGAUCACGAGCCUCCUCCCAGAUGCUCCCAGUGCAGACCGGAUCACUCCUAUACCCCUCCCAGCACGAGUCCUCAGGGGGCCUCCAGGUCUGAAUGUGGCAGAUGAAAAGCAUGAUCGACCAACGUCUGAACCCAGGCAAGAAUGUGGCAGGAUGAUCUGGACUCGUCUGUGAACUGGUGCAUCCCCCCUCCCAACCCCCUGCCAGGAAGCCCUGGUUCCCAGGGUCCUUCUCUAUCUCCUGAAGGAAACCACACCCCACGUGAGCCAAAUAAACCAUGCUAUCUCAA
Molecule: messenger RNA, 692 nt
Organism: Cervus elaphus (red deer)
Lineage: Eukaryota; Metazoa; Chordata; Mammalia; Artiodactyla; Cervidae
Product: keratin-associated protein 12-2-like
Exons: 1
Coding region: 63-407 (114 amino acids)
Source: RefSeq, a predicted model, not a curated record